AAGUCUGCCGAUCAGAAGGCCACGUGGCUCCAAUCACUAUAUAAAUAGAGUCCUAGUACUUUUAUUUUACUCUAAAUGGCCAAUCAAAGCAAGAUUAUUUGGCUUCUAUCCUCAAAUGGCCAUCACCUGAAGUGUCAUGUGAAUACGGAGGAACCUUUGACCGCACUUCUCAAGCAAAAAUAUGCCCAGGCAUUUGGCGUUUCUUCUGAGUCUCUGACGCUGAUCCUCGAUGGGGAGAAAAUCCAGGAGGAGGACACAUUCGACUCUUUGGGCAUGGUUGAUUAUGACAUUGUGGAUGUUUUGGAAGGUACUUGGUGCACGAACACCAUGAAAACAUAAUUGUUUGUAUGAAGUCAUGUUAAUAAAGGCAAUUUAACUGCGAGCAAGAAAGAAAUUCUAUUUGGAUAAAAA
Messenger RNA from Drosophila yakuba, 411 nucleotides. RefSeq lists its product as uncharacterized. NCBI's taxonomy places the organism in Eukaryota, Metazoa, Arthropoda, Insecta, Diptera, Drosophilidae. The record is from RefSeq and is a predicted model, not a curated record. Gene Ontology annotation, molecular function: protein binding. The transcript has a single exon. Bases 76 to 339 code for a protein of 87 amino acids.